AUGGCGAGUACCAACGCUUUUCCCUGCUGUGGCAAGGACUCGGUAGAGAUCGUGGAAAAGCCGAAUGACCUCAUGUAUGACCGGUCCCCCCGCCAUGAAGUACAAGAUGAUGAAGCAGAGAUGGAGGCAGAAUUGCUAGAGCAGGAGCCCCCUCCCCAAGAGGACCCGGACCUAGACCCAUGCCCAGAGUUGGAGGAGAACCUCAAGAUGAAGCCAGAGCAGUACCAGGCACCCAUACCAAAGGCUGAGCUGGAUGUGGAGCCCAAGUGGAAGAUAGACACCCUGGAGUCCUGCAGUGAAAGCUCUGAGCAGCAGUGCUACGGGAUAGAAACCAUCCAGCCCACCAUAGAGUUUGUGCCGGCAUUGCAGAACUUCAGGAGCUGGAGCAUAAGCUCAAGCACCAGCCACACAGAGGACCAGGAAUCCCCCCUGGUCCAGCAGGACAAGGUGCCCUUCCCACAUCGCUCCAUCCAAGCGCAGACCUCCAGGCACCUCUUCUGGGCAGACAAGUUCAUCCAGGCAUCAGAGCACAGCCUGCAGCAUGAAGCUGAAAUGCAGUGCAACAAGAGUGGCACACAGGAGACCACCAGCCUCCCAGAGCAGAAGUCUGUCCCCGCUGCCCAGCCAACUCUCCCAGUCAUAAUCUCCCAGCCACCAGUAAGCCCCUGCCUAUCCUCCUCCAGCCUCCCGCAGACCAUCGGCUUAGCAGAUCUGAUCAACUUUGCAUCUUCCCUAGCCAUAGCCUCCUGCAGCAACAUUGACUUGCCCAGGUUGGAGCAAAUGCUCAAAACACCCCGGAAGGCGGUGGAACUUUCUACUGAGCCUGCAGGGCCUUCUGCAAAGCCCAUCCAGUCCUCUGAGAAGGAGCAAGAGCCGUCAGAGAAAUUGCCUAAAGUACUGGAGCUUCAGAAAGCUUGGUCCCAGGAAGACAGAAACUUCCCUCAUCCUUUCCUAGACUUGAGCAAGUCUGGGAUCAAGAGAGCCACCAUUGAAGGAGAAGUGAAGUUUCUCCAGCCACCAGCAAUGUCUCCCCAGCUUGGGGAAGCCAAUGAAGACUCUGUGCCUCCAGGAUCCAAGAAAGGGAACCCAUUAUUGCUGAAAAUCCACUUUAAGCUGCUAUCCCCUAAACCCCAGAGAAAUCACUAG
This is a messenger RNA of Castor canadensis (American beaver), 1146 nucleotides long. The record is from RefSeq and is a predicted model, not a curated record. NCBI's taxonomy places the organism in Eukaryota, Metazoa, Chordata, Mammalia, Rodentia, Castoridae.